AUGCCGAAAAAAGCGCCGAAGAAUGCAUUCUAUUACUUUAUGCUCGAUUUUAAGGAAGAGCAACAGAAGAAAGGAAUUCAUUAUGAGAAUUUAGCCGAGGUUUCAAAAGCCGCAGAUCCUGAAUGGAGGAAUGCUAGUACAAGCGUAAGAGCAAAAUACGAAAACAUAGCAAAGAAAAAGAGACAAGAUCGCAACGGUCCUGAGGAAAAGUACACUAGCACUGGGAUCCCGCUAUCAGCUGUUGAACAACAGCAGCGGGAGCUGCAAGAAGCAAGGGAAUAUGAAGAAAGAGAUAUUCGUAAUAUGAUUAAACUGAAAGCUUUUAAUAAAGAAGAUAUCCUUGAUGAAUACUUUUAUGUAAUGGAUGUAAACUAUUACUGCAAGACUGACAGUGCAUAUGUAAUCGGCGAGAGCACCGUGCUGCGGUUCAACCUGAGAAACGGCUUUCGCGACUUCUAUCACGUGAAUAUUAAUCCGGGCCGCAUCCCGUUCGGGUAUGCCUCCGAUGUGAAACUGGGCUCUCAAGAACACGGCCUGGAAAUGCCUGACGAGUCAGCCCCUCGCAGCAACUUCAUGCAAAUUUUGGCUAACAUCAUAGACUACCUGAGGCAAUCAGAGCAGGCGUCGAACACGUUACCUCCAUUGUACACAAUGCCAGACAAAGUUGCUCCCAUCGUCAAUUUCAUCCAGCAAAUGUGUCAAGAAACUGGGGAAGACGAGACCAUCUUCCGAGUGUACCGUCUAGACACAAUGUUCUUUACGCUGAUCAACGCUAUUAAGAAAAAUAAGAAUGAAGGUUUCCCAUACGCUACACUGGCUUUGUCCCAACUUAAUAAAGAUAUGUUCAAGUAUACUCCUCGACUUGGAUGUCAACGCCACGAAUCUAUCGACAAGUCGGUAGAAUGUACCACGUCGCGUACGAAACGUUGGGCUUACACGGUUCUGGACAGCUGCUGCCCAAUAAUGGGCGUUGAAAUCAAAGCUGGACUCCAUGUGCCGCUGGAUUACAAUAUUGAUGGUAUCCUGUCAUACAAAGAUAAAAAGAAAGUGAGGGCCGCGCCAACCGUCGCCGGAGUUAUGCCUUCGACCUCAAGUUGCAACUCUACUCUAAACGAAUCGUUCCUGGAGACCAGCAUGGCGCACUCCAGCACAUCCAAUGAGAGACCCCGUCAGGAGAAGCGUUCUUAUGCUCCAAUGAGAAUGCCUCAAGCAGAUUAUUCGAGGGACAUCCGUCCAGCUCCUGAGCUGACAGAAGAUAAUUUCCCAGCUCUAUCUGUUGGUGCUGGCAGAGGACGUGGUCUCACUAGCAGUUUCAACAAAAUGAACAUCAAGAAGUAA
This is a messenger RNA of Arctia plantaginis, 1338 nucleotides long. Lineage: Eukaryota; Metazoa; Arthropoda; Insecta; Lepidoptera; Erebidae. The record is from the annotation of a GenBank genome assembly.